Molecule: messenger RNA, 2311 nt
Organism: Coffea arabica (coffee)
Lineage: Eukaryota; Viridiplantae; Streptophyta; Magnoliopsida; Gentianales; Rubiaceae
Product: inactive LRR receptor-like serine/threonine-protein kinase BIR2
Biological process (GO): protein phosphorylation
Molecular function (GO): protein kinase activity; ATP binding; protein binding
Source: RefSeq, a predicted model, not a curated record
AAGGACUUUCUCCUCUUCAUUUUACUAGCUCCGCUUUAUAGUGUAGCAUUAUUUUUCUUCAGUCCAAUUUCCAAGUCAAUGCCUCCCAACCCACUUCCCCUUUGAACCUUCAAAACCCUAAUCUCAUCUUCUUCGAUUUCUGCCCCCACAUCCCAAUGGCCGAGUCUUCUCCCAAGCUAAUCAGCUUAAUUUUGCUGAUAUAUUUAGUAACCAUUUCCAAUCUGGGCAAAUUUGUUAUUGCUGAAGAUGAUGUCAAGUGUUUACGUGGCGUGAAGAGCUCGUUGAGAGAUCCGGAUGGGAGGUUCAGCUUAUGGAACUUCUCCAACUCAUCUGUGGGCUUUAUCUGCGAUUUCGUUGGCGUUUCCUGCUGGAACCCCAACGAAAAUCGCCUCAUCGGCCUCUUGCUUCGUGACAUGAACCUCUCCGGUGGAGUUCCGGAUGCUUUGCAGUAUUGUCACAGCUUGCAAACUCUCGAUCUCUCCGGUAAUGACCUUUCCGGUCCUAUACCGCCCCAAAUUUGUGAUUGGUUGCCUUAUUUAGUUACUGUAGACUUAUCUGGCAAUGCUUUGACCGGUACGAUUCCGGAGGAUCUUGUUAAAUGCUCUUAUUUGAAUAGUUUGGUGCUCGAUGAUAAUAAGUUGUCCGGAAACAUUCCGUAUCAGUUUUCCACUUUGGGUAGGCUCAAGAAAUUUUCUGUUGCCAAUAAUGGUUUGUCCGGUAGGGUUCCCUCUUUUGCUGGUGUGGAGCUUAAUUUUGAUGGAAACAGCGGUCUUUGCGGUGGGCCCUUAAGGAAAUGUGGCGGGUUGAGUAAGAAAAAUUUGGCAAUUAUUAUUGCGGCUGGUGUGUUUGGAGCUGCUGCAUCUAUGUUGUUGGGUUUUGGGGCAUGGUGGUGGUAUUUCACAAAGUCUGGUCCGAGGAGAAGGAAGGGAGGAUAUGGAAUUGGAAGGGAUGACUCCGAUAGUUGGGCUGAGAGGUUGAGGGCUCAUAAGCUAACUCAAGUUAUGUUGUUCCAAAAACCGCUUGUGAAGGUUAAGCUGGCAGAUUUGUUUGUUGCUACGAAUAAUUUCAGUGCGGAAAAUGUCAUUUACUCGACUAGGACCGGAACAACUUAUAAGGCUGUUUUAAGGGAUGGGUCUGCACUUGCCAUCAAGAGGCUUAGUACGUGUAAGAUGGGUGAGAAGCAGUUCCGGAUGGAGAUGAAUAGGUUAGGCCAGCUCAGGCAUCCAAAUUUGGUCCCACUCUUGGGGUUCUGUGUGGUAGAGGAGGAGAAGCUUUUAGUCUAUAAGCAUUUGUCAAAUGGGACUUUGUAUUCAUUAUUGAGUGGAAACGCAACUAUUUUGGAUUGGCCGACUAGGUUCAGGAUUGGUUUAGGUGCUGCAAGGGGGAUUGCCUGGCUUCACCAUGGUUGCCACCCCCCAAUAAUGCAUCAAAACAUUAGCUCCAAUGUUAUUCUACUUGACGAGGAUUUUGAUGCUAGGAUAAUGGAUUUUGGCUUGGCGAGGCUCAUGACUUCAUCAGAUUCAAAUGAAAGUAGUUUUGUCAAUGGAGAUCUAGGUGAAUUUGGGUAUGUAGCACCAGAGUACUCCAGCACAUUGGUUGCGUCUCUGAAAGGGGAUGCUUAUAGUUUUGGAGUGGUACUUAUGGAAUUGGCAACUGGGCAGAAACCUCUUGAAGUUGGUUGUGCCGAGGAAGGAUUCAAGGGGAACUUGGUGGACUGGGUUAAUCAACUCUCCAGUUCAGGGCGGAUUAAAGAUGCAAUUGAUGGAGCUUUAUGUGGGAAAGGCCAUGAUGAAGAAAUUGUGCAGUUUUUGAGAAUUGCAUGCAAUUGUGUGGUUUCUCGGCCAAAGGACAGGUGCUCGAUGUACCAGGUUUAUGAAUCAUUGAAGAGCAUGGCUGAGAAACAAGGAUUUUCAGAACAAUAUGAUGAAUUUCCUCUACUUUUUGGAAAAAAUGAUGCUGAUUAGUUCCAUUUUUACUGUCAAAAGAAAGUCUUAGAAGCAAAGGAAGAUUGGCACUUGCAUUGCAAAAACUAAUUUUUGCAUUCAAGGGUAAAUUCACCUGUGCUUGCAACACAAAUUGAGUGGUAUCCAUUUUUAUUGGCUUCCAGAUUAUGUUCCCUGUUGUCAAAUAUAGCUGUAUAAUAGGAUAAACUGCUUAAACUGUACCACAAGAUCCUCUUCGUCCAAAAAUCUGUUGUAUGGGAAACUACUGGUUCUUGAUGAUUGUAAUAUGCUCAUUUACCUAUAGCCCUGAACUUUACAUUGUAGAUUACUAAUGAAACUUGGACAUAGUUGCAUGACUGUCAACUGAA